AUGCUUCACCAGCCGCACUCACAGCUGGACUCGUCCCCCACGCGCUCCGUCACGUCAUGCGCGCCGCACCGGCCAGUCCCGACCGGCGACCUGUUCAACUCUCACACAACCCACACCGUGACUUCGGCUGCCGAGAUCAGCAAGAUGAUCACCCACCGCGUUCCUCUGACGUCCCACACGCACUUCUUCACCUGCGUCGUGACGCUCUCGUCCAUUGUCCACCUGAGCAAGUGGGCCCUGUUCUUCAUCCCCCACGACGACGACGAGCUUCGGCAACAGAUCCGCCUCAACAUUGGGGCUCUCAACAAGCUCUCGGCCGUGUGGAAGGCGGCGGAGAACGCCUUGAACCAGGUCAAGGCGGUUGCGCAGGAGGUCUACCGGUCAAAGAAGUCGUCGCAGAUCAACCCGUCCUACUGGCAGGGGUUCACCCAGGAGGAAGUGAUGAACAGCAUCGCGGCGGACGAGACGAUCAUGAACGACAUCGAGACGGGGCUGGGCGGGAUCCCAAUGCCCCCUCUCGACAACCUUACCGGGUAG
Messenger RNA from Colletotrichum spaethianum, 537 nucleotides. RefSeq lists its product as uncharacterized. The record is from RefSeq and is a predicted model, not a curated record. Lineage: Eukaryota; Fungi; Ascomycota; Sordariomycetes; Glomerellales; Glomerellaceae. The coding region runs from base 1 to 537 and encodes 178 amino acids. The transcript has a single exon.